UCGUAAUUUAUUAGAAUGUUCACUUCAAAAUAGCUAAACAGAUCAGUAAAAAUCUGUAAUUUAAUCGUUUUUCAGUUUAAAACAUAAAAAAUUAUAAAUAGUUACCCGACGUUUACAGUAAAAUACUGGCGCUGACUUGUUGUUGGCACAAGCUUUUUAUAUUUGUUGUUACGAUUUUCCUUGAAUGUACUGUACUGCAAGCAUAUUUUCCCUCUCUCUUCCGUUUUUUUCCGCAACUUCGAUACAUAGUUUAAUAAUUAGUUAACUGAAAUGACAUUGGGUAACAAAUAUCACUGAUUUUGGCAAAUUUAGGGCUUAAAAACUGGCAAGAUUGAUCAUGCUUGUAAUAAAUAUUCUGUAGUUAUAUUUUCGAAAAUCAACAGGUAAUCCGAUAGUUUAACCAAUGUUAACUUGCUUAUAAUUAAAAUUUAAAAAUUAAAAAGCUGUAAAUUUAAAAAAAAAUAAUUACAUUACUAAAAAAUUAAAAUAAAUUUGAUUAUUUUUUGUGCGAAACAACACCAAAACAAUUUUUAUAGUUAUGUUGCAAAAGAAAGAGAUUUGUAGUUACGAUUCUCUGCGCUGAACUUCUAUAUUUUAAUAACGUAUAAUUGUAAUUUCGUUUGUUGUUUAUUUCUGUAUUUAUUUUAUUUUAUAAGUUUUAAGAAUUCCAAUUUUCGUAAUACUAUGACGUCAUAGGAAUACAAGUGUUAGGUUCCGGAAUUGUCCGGAACUAAAAUAGAAAAACGUAAAAUAAUUUAAUUAUUAGAGAAAAAAAAGGAAUGAACAGAAAUUUUUUAUAGAAACUUGAGGAAUAAUCUAGACCAGGGGUCGCCAAACUUUUUUGAUCGUCGACCCCCUACAACUUUUCAAAACCUCACACCGACCUCCACCAAAAAGUUUGUGUUACAAGCAAAAAAAAAAGCUCUUACUAUUUUAAUAUAUAGGCUAUCUUUUAAUUUUACAUUUUUUACAUUUAUUAUACAUAUGUUAAUAAUAAUUUUUGUAACUGAUAAUCAAUGAUAUGGCCAAUGUUUUCAGCCAAGCUUGAGACAACCAAUGUUUUCAGCCAAGCUUGAUAAUCUUUUGCAAGAUUAUCAAGCUUGGCUGAAAAAACUGGUUCGUUUAAUUAAAAUUUGCUAUAAAAGUGAGAAAGAUGGUUUGUGAUAUGAUUGGCAAUAAUUAUAAGAAUUGUAAUUAAGGGUUAAAAUAAAUAAAUUUUGUCUGCAUUAAGAAAAUUUUAUGCAAAGACGAAAUUUAAUGCAAAAUUAAGUAAAUAAUAAAUAAAAAUUAUUAAAAAUAAUUGUUAAAACUCUGGUCUUUACAUCGAAACCGAAAUCAAAAUGGCGGCAACGAAACUUUUUUUUUUCUUUUAAUGAGUUGCCAAUUCAGCUAUUUUUUAUAGAUUUAGUAGAUUUAUGAACAAUCUAGCUUAAAAAAUCAAACAAUUCUAAUGGAAACAAUAUGAUUUGGUUAUUUUUAUUAAAAUGUCUAGCUGUAAAUUUGAAUUUUGAGUUGGCAACACUACUUUUAAUUAAUGUAUAUCAGUUGCUGAUUGGAUAUCGUUUGAAUAUUUUACGUACUGUUGUGACAAAACGUCUUACGCAUUGCUAUCUGAUCUGGUUCAUCUGUCUUUUAAUAUUAUUAUUCAAGGUUUGUGUUUUUCUACAUUCUUAAAUUAUAAUGGCACGGAAACAAACGAGGUUUAAUCUCCAAUGGCUGGAUCCAGCUAUUCAUCCAGAAUUCAAUUCCUGGUUAGGAACUGUAAAAGAUGAUGAUACAAAAGCAUUUUGCUGCAUUUGUUGUAAAGUUUUCUCAUUAAGUAAUAUGGGAAAGCGUGCAUUAGUAUCACAUGCAAAUAGUUCUAGUCAUGUUGAAAUAAAAAGAUUGAAGUCGGAACAAACUUCACUGAUAAGGUUUUUAACCCCAACAAAUUCAAACUCUUCUGAUAGUCAACAAAAUGUGUGUGAAACGGCUUCUGUUGUGGAAGAUAGAUCUAAGAUCACUAACAAACAGUCUCUCACCAAAUCAACAUUUCUUAGCAGCACAUUGACACCUUUUGUGAUAAAAGAUGAUGUAAUAAAAGCAGAGAUAACUUGGGCAUUGGCAGUUGUAAAGAAAAAGAUGUCACUCAAUUCAUGCUCUGAUAUUAAAAACAUUUUCAAAAAAAUGUUUCCUGACAGUGCUAUAGCCAUGCAAUUUCAAUUGGGUCCAGAUAAAGCUUCCUAUAUAAUAAAUUAUGGCCUAGCCCAUUAUUUCAGAGAAAAAUUGAUUAAUGCUGUUACAAGUUGCGAUAAUAUUACUAUCUCCUUUGACGAAUCACUAAACAAAGUUGCUCAAAGAACUCAAAUGGAUCUUGUGAUAAAAUACUGGGACGAGAGUAAAGAUAAGGUUAUGACCAGAUAUUUAAAUAGUGUCUUUCUGGAUCAUAGUACAGCAGAUGAUCUUCUCUCUGCAUUUCUCAAUGGUCUUUCAGAAAUUCAUCUUGAUCUAGCAAAAAUUCUUCAUAUCUGUAUGGACGGACCAAAUAUAAACAUAAGUUUUCUGAAUAAAUUAGAAGAUCACAUGGAGACACAGAACAUUGGUAAAUCAUUUGUGAGAAUGGGAACAUGUGGUUUACAUGUAGUCCAUGGUGCUGUAAAAGCUAGUUUUAAAGUAGUAGAUUGGAAUUUGUUACCACUGCUACGGAAUUUGUACUACUUGCUAAAAGACUCACCCACUCGGCGUGCCGAAUACAUUGCUAUAAGUGGAAGCAGAUUAUUUCCCAAAAAGUUUGGUUCAACAAGGUGGUUGGAGAAUGGUGAGUGCUUAGAACGUGCAGCAGUAGUUGUUGAAUCUGUGAAGACAUUUAUAAACAACAGUACAAAGUUGAAAGACAGCAAGGUGGCUACAUUCUUGAGACAGGCACUCAAUGAUCCUUUUAUUAAAGUUAAACUUUUAUUUUUUCGGUCUAUAUGUACACAAAGUGAGAGCUUUCUCACCCGAUUUCAGAGCAACAAACCUCUUGCACCCUAUCUUUAUAAAGCAGUUGUUCAAUUAUUAAUGAACCUGAUGAGAAAGUUUGUGAAAAAUGACAGGGUCACCGACAAGCAGUUUCUAAAAAUAGAUUUAAAUGCUAAUGAAAACUUGGUACCUCUGAAGAAUUUGGAUAUUGGUUUUGGAGCAAAAAAGGUUUUAAAAGAAUUGAAAGUAAGUGACAAAGAUAUUCUGUGUUUUCUAAGAGAUUGUCGAAAUGUGCUGAAAGUGAUGACACAAAAGAUUAUUGAGAAGGGACCUGUCAAGUACAAAUGUGUGAAAGCUUUGAGCAGCUUAGACCCAGAAAUUAUUAAAAUGCAAUCAAAUGUUGGAAAAUUGUAUUUCAAUGUUUUACUGGAGGUUCUACAUGAUACAAACAGGAUUGAUGAGAAAUGUGCUGUCAAAGCAAAAGAACAGUAUGAUAUACUCUGCAGUAAAGUGCCCAUAAAACCCUAUUCUACAAAGUUUGAGGACUUCAUAUCUGAAAGGAGUGAUGAUGAUGGUCUGGACACAUUUUAUUGUGAAAUUUUGAAGGAUGAUAGGCAACUGCAAGAUCUAUGGUCUAUUAUCAAAAUUUCUCUUUCUUUCUCACAUGGGAAUGCAAGUGUUGAGAGUGGUUUCUCGGUUAACAAAUCACUGUUGAGUGAAAAUCUUAAGGAAGAAAGUUUAGUUGCUCAACGCUUAGUUUAUGAUGGGAUCCAUUUUGCAGGAGGUAUUGAUCAAAUAAAUAUAGACCAGAAAAUGUUGUUAACAGUCAGAGGAUCUAGACAGCGAUAUAUUGAAUCUCUGCAACAGAAAAAAGAUAUUCAGAAGCAGCAGACAUUGAGGGCUGAAGAAAAAAGAAAACUUACACAACAACUUAAGGAUUUAAAACAACACAAGAAAAUGUUAAGAAAAGAUCACGAAAAGGAAGAAAAAGAGAUUGAAAUGAAAAUAAAUACACUUGAGGAGAAAAGGCUAAAACUACAUUAAUAUAAUAGUUUUUGUGUUUUGUGAAUUGUAAUUCAUUUUUUAUUUUCUAAUUAUCUGUAUUUUGAAAAAAGAGGAUUAAUACUAAGAAGUUUCUCUGUAUUUUGAUUGUCCAUUUUGUAAAAAAAUAAAAAGAUUUUACAAUAAAUUAGAUGCAUUUGUUAGAGAAGCUAUAGUAUAAACUUACACCUAUUCCUCUUUAUGUACAAUCAUUGAUUUUUUUUACGUAGGAAAAAUGCUUUAUUUAAAAAUUUUUAAAUUUAACUUUUUGUUAAAAUUAUGUUGCUGUUUAAAAAA
Molecule: messenger RNA, 4278 nt
Organism: Centruroides sculpturatus (bark scorpion)
Lineage: Eukaryota; Metazoa; Arthropoda; Arachnida; Scorpiones; Buthidae
Exons: 1
Coding region: 1681-3984 (767 amino acids)
Source: RefSeq, a predicted model, not a curated record